AUGGCUGCCCUCGUGAAGACCGUCGUCGUGACUGGAGCCACAGGGGCUCAAGGUGGUGGUGUGGUGGACGCCCUGCUCUCGGCUGGCAGCAAGAGCAUCAGAGGUAUCACGAGGAGUUCAUCGUCUAAGAAGGCCAAGGAUCUGGCCGCAAAGGGCGUCGAGGUGGUCGAGGCUGACCUCGGGAAUCAGGCAUCGCUGUCCAAGGCAUUCGCUGGGGCCGAUGCUCUCUUCCUUGUCACGGACUUCUUCGGGGCGGGAGCCAGCUUCGAGGGCGAGUUACAGCAGGGAAAAACUGCUGUGGAUGCAGCCAAAGAGGCCGGUGUUGGCUUUGUGAUCUUCAGUGCCCUGGAGGGCAUCCCAGCGGAUGUCAAGGAGAAGCUGCCGGCUCUGCCUGACGGCCGCACAGUCGCCCAUUUUGAGUCCAAGAAUGCUGUCGCGGAGUACCUAGCCCAGUCAGGACUGUCCUAUGCGCUGCUGCGGCCGUGCAACUUCUACGAGAACAUGAUCAACUUCACCUUCUACCAGCCGCAGGCAGAUGGCUCCUACGCCUUCAGCGACAACAUGGGCACCGCUCCCCAUGCCUGGCACUCUGUCAGCACAAUCGGCCUGACAGCCGCAGCAAUACUGGAGGACCCGAAGAAGUACAAGGGCAAGAGUGUGCCGGCCCUGGGAGAGCACAUAUCCCUGACAGACAUGGCAAAGAUUGUGAGCGAUGUCACCGGCAAGACCGUCAAGUACCAGCCGGUGUCUGAUGAAAUCUUUGCAUCGCUGCCGAUCCCCGGCGCGCAGAACCUGGCCAACAUGAAUUCGUACUACAAGCAGUGGAGCUACUACGAUAACCUGAGGCCGCUGAGUCAGCGCUUAGUCGCCGGACCCACCUUCAAGGAGUGGGCUGAGGCCAACGCUGCUGCCCUCAAGGCAAAGCUGGAGUGA
Molecule: messenger RNA, 933 nt
Organism: Coccomyxa subellipsoidea C-169
Lineage: Eukaryota; Viridiplantae; Chlorophyta; Trebouxiophyceae; Coccomyxaceae
Product: NAD(P)-binding protein
Exons: 7
Coding region: 1-933 (310 amino acids)
Source: RefSeq, a predicted model, not a curated record